GCCGAUCUUUUCCAUCUUCUUCUUCCUCCUCCUCUGCCCUCCCUGCACCGGCAGCCCGCAGGCAGUCGGUGGAGGCUAUAAGAAGGGACGCAGAUCCUCCUCUCCUCUCAUCACCACAAACAGCUGAUCUGAGUCCACAGCAGAGCACCAUUCUUCUCUUCCAUUCUACUCAACGCAAAGUCUCCCGCUGAUCAGAUCGAGCGCUAGGCUGUCAGAUCCAUCCAUGGCCCCCUCCCAAGAAGUCGCCGCCGCCACCAAGGAGCCGUCCACCAACGGCAACGGGACACAGGCCGCCGCCGCCCCGAAGACCAAGACGCCGGCGCUGAACGAGCGGAUCCUCUCCUCCAUCACCCGCCGGUCGGUGGCGGCGCACCCGUGGCACGACCUGGAGAUCGGCCCGGACGCGCCCACAAUCUUCAACUGCGUGAUCGAGAUCCCCAAGGGGAGCAAGGUCAAGUACGAGCUGGACAAGAAGACGGGGCUCAUCAAGGUGGACCGCGUGCUCUACUCCUCCGUCGUCUACCCGCACAACUACGGCUUCAUCCCGCGCACCCUCUGCGACGACUCCGACCCCAUCGACGUCCUCGUCAUCAUGCAGGAGCCCGUCGUCCCCGGGUGCUUCCUCCGGGCCAAGGCCAUCGGCCUCAUGCCCAUGAUCGACCAGGGCGAGGCCGACGACAAGAUCAUCGCCGUCUGCGCCGACGACCCCGAGUACCGCCACUUCAACGACAUCAAGGAGCUGCCCCCGCACCGCCUCGCCGAGAUCAGAAGAUUCUUCGAGGACUACAAGAAGAACGAGAACAAGGAGGUGGCCGUCAACGACUUCCUGCCGUCAGAGGACGCCUACGAGGCCAUCCAGCACUCCAUGGAUCUCUAUGCCACCUACAUCUGCGAGGGCCUGAGAAGGUAGAUGAUAGAUCCGGUGACGCCAUGCCGCUUGCUGCAGGAUCGAUGUUGACGAAAAAUUACUCGUGUCGAGAGCGUUACCUAGCUCAUACAAGUCAUAAACAUACAUACAUACAUUCUUGUUUUGUGUUACCUACCUGCAUACACAAAUACACAUACUAGUAUAUGAUCUGAUCGCCCAAAGCCUUGCAUUAAGGCAGUAGCAGCCAGAUAAACAGGGCAUUCUUUCCCCAGCUACCUUAUGUAAUACGAUUUCCUGGCUGAAUGAAUAUGAGAUGUUGGUAUACUUUUUCCCUA
This is a messenger RNA of Triticum dicoccoides, 1203 nucleotides long. Its product is annotated as soluble inorganic pyrophosphatase 4-like. Gene Ontology annotation, biological process: phosphate-containing compound metabolic process. Gene Ontology annotation, cellular component: cytoplasm. Bases 224 to 910 code for a protein of 228 amino acids. Lineage: Eukaryota; Viridiplantae; Streptophyta; Magnoliopsida; Poales; Poaceae. Gene Ontology annotation, molecular function: inorganic diphosphate phosphatase activity; magnesium ion binding. The record is from RefSeq and is a predicted model, not a curated record. The transcript has 4 exons.